UUCACAUUUUCUGAUCCUCAAGUUUUCACUUCUCUUCGCUCCUUCGCCUCGUCAACUCGUUGCCUUCGUCGCCUCCGUCGACACGGAUAAUCGUCAUGGUCUAAUUGUCGCCAGAGUGUCACACCCACCCACCAAAGUAUCACCCAACCUCUGAAUUGCCAUUACUGUCAAGGGUUUCACCUCUUUUCGGUCAUUGACUUGACUUCGUUUUUUCAUUCAAGUUCAUUCUCGAGGGCGAGGAGGAGAGGAGCUGGAGACAUUCGGAGGUGAACUGUCGUGCGAGGUGGACUUCUGCGGGUCAUAGUCUUGUAAAAAUUUAUUGAAAAAGUUAUAGAAAUCGUUUUUGAAAUGAUGGAGAUCGAAGUGAGCAAGAAGAUAAGGGAGGCUAUCAAGGCGAAGUUGAUCGAGAUGGGGAGUCAUGUCGAUGACGAAUUGCCAGAUUAUAUCAUGAUUUUAAUUGCGAAUCGUCGCUCCCAGCAAGAUUUGGAAGCCGACUUAGAACUUUUCUUGGGAGAUAAUACUAAAAAGUUUGUCAACUGGAUGACCAACGUGCUAAAAAAGUUGGAGCAGGUCACCGCCGAUACGCCCGGAGGGAGUGCGGGAGGAAACGAUGAGAUCAACAUUGACGGUGAUGAUGGUGAAGGUGAAGAAAACCUUCAGGAAGGAGGAGAACAAGACGAACUUUCCAUCCUUGCAGAAACUUCAAUUGAGGAACCAGAACCAGAACCACCAGUCGUAGAGCAACCAAUAGUUGUGAAUAAUACAGAAAAUGUAAAGGAAGGAAAGUCAGGGGAGGAGAAAAGGAGCCGAAAUCGUAGUUCUACCUCAGUUGUCGUGGCUAAAGUGGAAGAGAAACCAAUUAAAGAAACUUCUGAGACAAAGAAAAAACUUUCUUUGAAACGAAAUGACCCUGUCAAGGUUCCAGCAGCUCCCGUAGCGAAUAAGACUAAUAAGACUACUGAUAAGACCGCAACAGUAAGCAAACCUUUAGAGAAGGAGAAAGUACAAGUUUCCACUCCCCCGAUGGACGACCUUCAUAACGACACGCUAAUCUUGGACACAGAAGAGAACGAGUUUGAUUCUUGCGAAAAUGUCGACGAGCUUCGACGAAUCGCUCUCCAGUCGCAGGAGGAGAGAAAGCAGAGGAAAAACAGCAUUGAUAAGUCCCCUCCGAAAAUUGUUCAUCAACGAACUUUAAUCAAGUCUAUUUUGCUGGGUCGUGUCAAGGAGGACAGAGACUCGUCGAACUCGCCGCGAGUUCUUGCUCGAACUACAUCGACACGGUCGGGAGACAAGGAUAGGGAGUUGUUGAGUCGUAGUCGUUCAUCAAGACCGGACAACUCGUCUAGUAGACGCGAAUCAUACAGAAGUCGAACUAGCAGCCGAUCUGAACGAAGCCCGGUCGUCAAAAUUCUUCGGUCACCGCGACGCAAAGUGAGGAGUCCGGAAAGGUCUGGAUCUGGGUUUGGCGGGGAUAAGAAGGGCGACUCGUCCACGGGUUCUGUAUUCAGCCGGAUUGGACGUUCGACGAGGCGAUCGCCAGAAAAGAGAUCGAAAACCCGGUCGCGUUCCCCGAUUAGGACAAUGACGUCAAGGAUUGGAUCUGUGAUACGCCGGUCGUCUUCGCCAGAGGAAGAUUCUCCGGCUAGAAACUCGCUCAGUUCGGUUGUAAAGGUGACCAAUCGACCCAAGAGGGAUCUUCGUUUGAGUGGAAAAAUGUUGCUCAGGGCAGUUGCGGACGCCCAACAGUCAAUCAUCAAAACUGAACAGAAAAGUCCAACCCCACGGACGCCAUCCUCCGAUAAACGCAAGCAAGUUCGCGACCAAGAGGAAAGCCAUCCUCAUCGCAAGCGACCCAACAGUGCAAGUCCGAAACAGGUCGAAGUCAGUCCAAAGCUGAGCCGAUUCGCCAACAGCUCCCCAUCAAGGACCAAGAACUACUACAAGAACACGAAUGAAAUGACGAUGGAAGAGUCGCCCCCUCCACGAAUCUCUGUGAAAGACCGGCUGGGUGUAAAGCAGGAGCAGCCUCGACGGUCAGUCAAGGAUCGAUUGGGGGUCAUUCAAAAUUUUAAUCAGAGUUCAAAUGACCCGUACGACAUUGAGACUUACAGUCCUGGCUGUGAUUAUAAGAUACUAGUUAACGUAUCUGACGAUACGAAUGCUACUCACCAAAGAAAUGUGCUCCUUGCUGCCAAUGACUUGAAACGAAUCUCGAUCCAGGUCAAUAACUCAGAAGACUCAAGCGACGAGAGUUCGGAAAUGGGUAAUGGAUCCCCGACCGCUCAAACUGUUACCAUGGUCAAUUUGGAUGCAAAGAAGAAGAAUGAGCAGAGGAAGAUGGAGAAGGAGUCGGUUUACUUGGGCGGAUCUGACUCAGAACUGCAACUCGUAAUGUCGGAAGAGGACAAGUUACCUGAAGUGCCUAACGGAACCCAAGUGGUGGAGGAAGAGUACGAAGAGGAGUAUGAGGAGAUUGUUGAAGAGGAAGACGAGGAAAAUGCUGGUGAAUCGUCAACUCAAUCAACCCAAGACCUCUCACAGGCUAGUACCAUGAGCUCACAGGAACAUACUGUUUCUAUCACGAUCAACAAGGUUAUUCCCUCGAACCCGGUCACAACUCUCAAGACCAGUUUGCCCGACUUGCGGACCCUCAUGAGCCGAUCUAAGCCUUCCCCCAUGGCCCCAUCUAUUACGAACAACAACAAUAAUAACGGGUCUACCCUAAAGUGCAAAUUCUGGCCUAGCUGUCAAUUCAAAGACAAGUGCAUUUAUGAACAUCCGAAAUGCAAGUUUGACCCGUGCACUAAAAAAGACUGCAUUUACAAACACGAGCUUUCAAUUGCUCCUCAAAAAUCGCCGCAAGGAGGGGGAAAAAUCGUGUGCAAGUGGUACCCAAAAUGUACCUCAAUGAACUGCAAGUUCCAUCACCCAAGCCCCUGUCGAUUCGGAAUGGGAUGUACGGACGCUCGCUGUGAAAACUAUCACCCUGGAGUUCACCUUGGCAUGCAGAAACUCAAAGCAAAAGGCGUCCCCCUCAUCCCUAAAGGGAGUCAACUCAAGUGGGUCAAGAAGUAAGCGGAAGGAACAUUAACGACAAAUUAUGUUAAUAUAUAAUCCAAUAGUACUACCAUCACAAAUUUAUCUUCGUAAUCUUAUAUAAUACAGAUAAUUAGUUAAGUAAUCAAUAUAAAUGGCAGAAAGUAGGGAUUUUGCGUAGAAGGUUUAGUAGAUGAGUGAGUGAGUAAAAAAUCCAGAAUUUUGUUACUCCCCAAGUAUUUGCAUACGGCCCGUAAUUAAUUAAUUAAUUCACAUUUUGUACUAAAUACUUAAAAAUCUUUUAUUCAUCCAGUAUGGAAUGAAUUUUUAUAUAAAAAAUCAAUUCUUUUUUCUGCUCAAUAUUAUAAUGGCAAACUCGGAGAGAGAGAAGAGAUAAUCUUAAUUUAUUUUCGUAUUAUGCUUAAAGUCUGUCCUUCUUCCAUUUUCCUAUCAUUAUCUCAAUUUAUGAAAUCUUGCCAUUUUUCCUUAGUAUAGAUUUUCUGUAAUAAUCGGUUAAAAAAUGAAUAUAAUAAUGUAAUGUAACUUCAAAUAAUUGGGCCUGCAAGUCAGCUUUAAAAAUUCGAUCAGAAUUUAACUAUGUUUUUGUAUGGUUUUACUAGAUAAGUAAGUUAAUUGCUUGCUUAUCUUAUUAUUAUCUUCCAAAAAUUAGUCUGUUGUGAUUUUUGUAAUCGUCUUGGCAUAGCAGAAAACUCAAAAAUAAUAAUUAGGAUACCUCUUAUUUAUCUCUAAUAAUGUUUCAAAAAUAUGUUAUUGUUGGUAUCCUUAAUUGGAUGAAGGCGAGGCUUGUAUUCCGAUAAUCGGUCAAACUGAUUAAUAUUUAUUUAUUGUUAAUUGUUACGAACGAAUGGAAAUUUGGUAUUGAAAUAAUAAAAGAAGUAUGAAAAGUGA
This is a messenger RNA of Folsomia candida, 3948 nucleotides long. RefSeq names its product zinc finger CCCH domain-containing protein 14. Gene Ontology annotation, biological process: regulation of mRNA stability. The transcript is spliced from 9 exons. Gene Ontology annotation, molecular function: poly(A) binding. The record is from RefSeq and is a predicted model, not a curated record. Gene Ontology annotation, cellular component: cytoplasm; nucleus. Bases 349 to 3078 code for a protein of 909 amino acids. Lineage: Eukaryota; Metazoa; Arthropoda; Collembola; Entomobryomorpha; Isotomidae.